UUGAAAGAAACAAGCAAAGCACAAUGUCCGCCACCUGGUCCACUGGUCUCUUCUCGAUCUUCGACGACAUGCAGAUCUCCCCGUCCCGCUCAUGCUCAACAACGCCCCGCUCAUGCUCAACAACGCCACCGAGAUCCUCGGCGGAAAGGCUGCCUUCGGCCUCGACGGCGAGUCGUGCGCCAAGCCCUGCUUCUCGGCUGGCUGCCGUGGCACUGAUGGUGUUUUCUGCACCAACGGCGUCAUCUUCCAGAUCCUCCCCUGCGUUUACAUUAUGUGGCGCUCUGCCCUCCGUACCAAGUACGGCGUCCAGGGCAACAUGCUCGGCGACAUCAUCGCUUGCUGCCUUUGCUACCAGUGCGCUGUCAUGCAGGAUGCUCGUGAGCUCAAGCUCAAGGGUGCCCUCUACCACGACGCCAAGCCCCCGCAGGCCUAAACUGCGCGUUGGUGAUCCUGCCCGCGCUUGCUCAAAGUCAUCCUCUGCUCAGUGUGCCGGCAUGACCCAUCGGUCCCUUCGAUGUCGUGCCUGAGUGUCUUGUUCCCUCUUUUUGUGUGCUUCCUUUUGCUUCUCCCCCUUGUUGUGUUGGCGCAUGAUGGCUUUAUGGUGUUGCGAUUGUUUUCAAAUGUCAGUUCGAUUUCCCCCCUUU
This is a messenger RNA of Capsaspora owczarzaki ATCC 30864, 644 nucleotides long. The record is from the annotation of a RefSeq genome assembly. Lineage: Eukaryota; Filasterea; Ministeriida; Capsasporidae.